AGUGCGCAUGUGCACCAACAUACGUCCCUUUUCUCCGUGUAUAUGAGUUGGACGGCUGCCAUUGUUGUCCGGCGAACUACACAUUUCGAUUUUCGACUCCUGAACCUAAAUCCCAGAUUCUGCAAGAAGAAGCAAAGGGGAAAGAUAUACUUUACCUCAAUAAGUGCACCAACACUACAGAUAAAUUGUGCCCAAAGAGACACUUGAUAUACAGCCAAGUGGACUACAACAUUUCCGACGAGAACAAUACUAUGGAUUAAUUGUGCCCAAAGAGACACUUGAUAUGCAGCCAAGUGGACUACAACAUUUCCGACGAGAACAAUACUAUGGAUUAAUUGUGCCCAAAGAGACACUUGAUAUACAGCCAAGUGGACUACAACAUUUCCGACGAGAACAAUACUAUGGAUUAAUUGUGCCCAAAGAGACACUUGAUAUGCAGCCAAGUGGACUACAACAUUUCCGACGAGAACAAUACUAUGGAUUAAUUGUGCCCAAAGAGACACUUGAUAUACAGCCAAGUGGACUACAACAUUUCCGACGAGAACAAUACUAUGGAUUAAUUGUGCCCAAAGAGACACUUGAUAUACAGCCAAGUGGACUACAACAUUUCCGACGAGAACAAUACUAUGGAUUAAUUGUGCCCAAAGAGACACUUGAUAUGCAGCCAAGUGGACUACAACAUUUCCGACGAGAACAAUACUAUGGAUUAAUUGUGCCCAAAGAGACACUUGAUAUGCAGCCAAGUGGACUACAAAACAUUCGAGGAAGACAACACUACAGAUAUGUUGUGCCCGAAGAGACACGUGACUAUGUAAUGAACUUGUUGGAAUCAUAUAUUGUGAAAUUAGGUACACGUGUUGGGGUACUGGAUGGUGGUUUGCAAAUAGCAUGUUUAUAUUAUAAAGAUGGAAAGAAAAUGAUUGAAGUUGGUCAUUUGAAAUUAAUAAUACAGAAUGAAAUACAACCCUCAUCAUUUUGUAGACAACAAAUAUACAGUGGAUUACUACCAAUGCAGCUAUAUUGUCUUUUAUGGCAUGCAAAGAAGGAUGAAAUACUAUUUACUUUUUGUUUCGAUCCUGGGUUGUCCACAAAGGGUCCAGAGAGAGUGUUGUUUAAUAUAAACACAGUGGCAGAUAAUGUAUGUCUGCCUUAUCAUUUAAAAAAUAUAUUAUUGUCUAAAAGGCAACAUAAAUCAAAACAAGUGUGUUUAUUAUUUGAAGAAGAUGAUAUUGAUAAAAAUAUAAUUAGCUUUUUUCGUGAAUGGCUAAGAAGUGAUGCAAAUUGCAAUGUCAUUGAUAUUUAUCAUUCAUUUGAUCCUGGUAAGACAGAAAUUGCAAAUAUUGAUGAGUGUCUUUUGACAUCAGAAUAUUUUAUAUUUAUUCCGACAAGGGAUAAGGCGUCAGACAAGUUGAAAUACAUGUUAAACUUAGUUGUUUCAGAAUGUUCUGGUCGCGACAAUAUCUUAACAUUAAUUGAUUCAAAACAAAACACUGGCAAAAUACCAGAGCUAUUCCGGCCAUUUCCAAUUUUUAUAUGUAAUUUUAUUUCGACAGUUUCAAAUGAAAAUAUUCCUCAGAUAAAUACAAAUUCUACAACGCUUUUGGUUGCUGAUCGCCCAAAUGUCAAACUGUCCGAUAAAAGUUUGACAAAUGGCGUGAGUUGUAAAUUUAAGACAUCAAAACCCAUUCGUAUAAUUUCAGACGAUAUUGAAAAGGCUGAUUUAAUUAAGAAAUCCACUUUAUUAGAAAUUCCCACAGCCGAGAUCACAGUCAAUGAUGACGAUGUAUCUGGUGGGAAUUUACUGUAUUUCGAAUAUGCAAAAAAAUUAUAUAAAGAUCAAUUGUUCGUGAUCACUCCGUCUCGCGAGAGGUCACCGGAGUACGAGUAUGCCCUGCGGGUUAUUGCAAGCAGAUCUAACAUGGAUUUCGACACCUUACUAAUACAAUGUAGAGAAACGACUAUAGCUAUUGAAUGUUCAAGUCCUUUAAAAAUGUUGAAUUAAACGGGACAUGUUUUGUCUGUCAACGACGAUCUAGUAUUUAAGUGUAUGAAAUGUUUUGGUUAUACUUGUUUUUUUGGUUGAUUGUUUAUCCUACAAAAUGAGGAAAACUGAAAUAAAUACAUUUUUCAAGUGAUACAUUCAA
Molecule: messenger RNA, 2144 nt
Organism: Haliotis rufescens (red abalone)
Lineage: Eukaryota; Metazoa; Mollusca; Gastropoda; Lepetellida; Haliotidae
Exons: 2
Coding region: 284-2002 (572 amino acids)
Source: RefSeq, a predicted model, not a curated record